CCAACGUUUGCGUUGGUCGCGCGAUGCGUUGAUUCUUCUACUUGACGCGAAAACAGCUGUGCCGUUCGCGAUAAGAGCUCGUGAAAAUGCGCGAAAAUUGCGUAAGAAUCGACGCGAAGAUAUCAUUAUUACCGAAACAUUGAGACAUUGCGAAAGAUAAACAUUGUUAUAAUAUAUUGCGUCGAUUCGAAAUGACCACCCGAUGUAAUUUGAAUCGGCGACAUUUUCGCGAUCAAGAGCUCGUUUAAGUGAUCAAUUAGGGUGGGAGCGAUAUAAUUCGAUCCGUUCGGCGACGAGGGAACAAGUGGAGAACUGAAAGCGGAUGUUUGUGCACCUCUUCGUACGGAUUGACAAUAAUGCUCGUUUCGUGCUCGAGCAGUUAGUUGUGCACGGGAAAGUGUUUCUAUGGCAUUCGGGGAUCAAUCGCAUUACAUCAAGGUGCGGCAACCACGAUUAACAGCUGAAGCGUCUCCUCCUACACAUGUCACUGGCCGCACGUGUCACAUGACAUUGUUAUUCCGCACGAUAGACGCUGAAAGUCGAUUCGUCCGAAAAGCUGCGGUUCCGCGGUUCCCCAUGCGAUUGAUUGCAGAAAAACCAAUUGAUUUUAUUUUCCCGUCCACCUAAUUAAUAAUAAUCUUAUUUGACAUUAACGCUAGAUAUCGAAUUUUAUUAGAUACGAGGACAUUCCGAUUAAAAUCGGAUCAUUAUCCAGCAGUAAGAAAAAAUAUAAAAAUGUAGAAACGUGUCAUAUAUGAAAAUAAAAUUGACGCGCGCGACAUAUAUUUGUAUCUGUUAGAUAAUGAAAUAUAAGUUUCAAAAUGUAAAAUAUAAAAAGUUGAACCGUGCGUUGCGCUUUUUUGGAAACAUCAGAUUGUCGCAUAAAAAGUACGCAGGUUAAAUAUUUCAACGCUUUAUAGCUCUCCCUUUGACAACGUAAAAGUUUCGUCAGAAACACACUUGACUAUGGUCGUUCGAGUUAGAUCGAGGGAAAGAUACUUCAAACGCGUGAUAAAAAAAUCCAGAAAAGUUAUCACAUUUCCCCGGAGUCACAAAUCAGUGAAUAACAAAUCUUCUCUUCUGGACGAAGGUAAUAAAUUAUAAAAGGGAUUGAUAAUGUGGUAUAUUUUUAUGAAUAGAUACUAAACCGAGAUUCGAUUAUUCCGAUCAGGUUGCUGAAGAGAGGCAUCGAAAUGACAAAAACGUCUUCCCGUUCGCAAUCAAGCGUGCCAAUACUUCCGUUUAUGAAUUUCUAACAUAUACGUGAAAACUAAUAUUGCUAAAUGAAGAACGAUCAUCAUAGACUAUUAAUAUAUAAUUGGCUUUAAUCUAAUAAUUAUCUUCAUUAAUAAGAUCAUUUUUCCUAAUGAAAUAUAAGCCAAAUCAACCGCGCGUCGCAACACAAUAAUCAAUCCUUGAUAUAAUUGCAUAAUAGUGAUCAUCAUUCUUAAUCAUUUUUUUCAAAAAAAAAAAAAAAUCGUCCUCCAUCCGCAAUAAUAACAAUCUGUGCGACGUUUUACACAAAGAUCCAACGGAAGAAGUUGUCACAGUAAUGACCUAGCCGAAAAAGAGCAGAGCUCGGAGGCUCCGGGAAGAGAGAAAAGUUCAUUGAUCUCCUCGCGCAUAACAUUAUAAAGAGCUUUGCACGCCCCCUCAAGACUACCUCAUCUCGGAAUGAAUUCCAAUUUCUCAGGGAUGAAUUCCACCCUGAAUUUCACGCCGACGGUCUCGGCGGAAACGGAAUACUGCAACGCCGGAUUUGAAUCCUUCUACAACUGGUAUGUACAGGUGCACGGCUGGGCCAGUCUGUUCGUGUGCAUAUUCGGCUCCAUUGCCAACGUUCUCAACAUUGCUGUGCUCACGCGUCGCGAGAUGCAAUCGCCCACCAACAUGAUCCUUACCGGACUCGCUGUGGCCGAUCUCUUUGUGAUGAUCGAAUACAUCCCGUACGCGAUCCACAUGUACCUCUACAAGCGAUCCCGCAGGGACACCUUCACCUACAGCUGGGGUAUCUUCGUACUAUUUCACUCGCACUUCGGCCAAGUGUGUCACACGAUCUCAAUUUUCUUGACGGUGAUCCUGGCGGUCUGGAGAUACAUCGCGGUGGCGCAUCCACAACAUAAUCGUGAGUGGUGUAGCGACAAGCGCACCUUUCUGGUGAUUGCUUCUGCCUAUAUAUGCUGCCCAAUACUCUGCAUACCGCUUUACAUCAACACCGAGGUGAGAUCUGGGAUUGAGUUGUUGGACGAGCGAGGGAUGAGCAUAAAUCUGACAAAGCUGAAUGAUACAGACGUGGUGACCAACACUACCCUGUACUUUGUCAAACUCACCGAGACGCCGAUAAGCAACGUUCUCAAAGACAUUAACUUCUGGAUUUACAGCGUGGUAAUUAAGCUGAUACCGUGCGUCGCAUUGACAGUGUUGAGUAUUAAAUUGGUAAAGGUAUUGCUGGAAGCGAAGCGGAGACGGAAGCAACUUACUACAAAAAAUACCGCUAUCAAAAUGGGCAACGGUAAGGAGCACACCUGCCAGAAACCCAAGAAGAAGAGAAAAGGCACCGAUAAAGAGAGACAAACUGACAGGACUACGAGGAUGCUGCUGGCGGUGCUCCUGUUGUUCCUCGUCACAGAAUUACCGCAGGGCAUUUUGGGACUGCUCAGCGUUAUACUGGGCACGAAAUUCUUCAAUACAUGUUACGUCAUGUUAGGUGACGUGAUCGACAUCCUGACACUCAUAAACUCGGCCAUCAAUUUUAUCCUGUAUUGCGCAAUGAGCCGUCAAUUCCGCAUGACCUUUAAUCAACUAUUCUGCAGCCGAUGGCGGCUGAUCGGCAGAUGGAUGGCGGUGCCGCACCAGCCGAUGGAGAACACCGGAACUAAUCACACGGUGACCCAGGUCACUCAGGUCUAGCGCCGAAGAAACCAACGGACCUUUUGCUAUCCGGUAUAAAGAGAGCUCCCGCUGAUUAGUUCCCUUUCAGACACGCGUAUUGCAAGUCCGCGAAUUGAAGGAAGGAUGUUUCCUUCGCGAUUCGCUACAGUCGCUCGUGUAAACACAUAGCGCAGCGAGCAAAGAGAGGUGAAAUUUAUUUGCUCGCUACUGCCACUGGUCCUAAUUGCAUCGCCGUUGCGCGAACUUUGCGCGACACCCGGGGCGUUUCCCGACAUCGGCUUCAUCUCUCGACAUGCGACACGCCAGAUGUGUAACAAAUAUUUGCUUAAAUCGGUUCAUGAACCACUAUGUUUUUCCAAUAUGUGUCUCUUUGCAAUUUUCUAUAUUACUUAUUUACAAUCAAUCAGCGUCUCAUCAGUCGACGAUACGCACAAUAAUGCGUUACACUUAAAAUACAGAUGUGAUACGUGUGUGAGAGCGCUUGACAACAACUGCCAGAUUAUUGUCAUCGCUCGGAUUACUGUCAUUCUAUAAUGCGAUCGUUCACACACGCGAGAUCGCCGAGAUAUAUUUAGUUAAAAAUUAUCAACCCUCCAGUGGUGGCACGUAAGCAAUGAAAUGAUGAAACUAUAAUCAAAAUAAUUACGUGAAUGCAUUGAAAAUAGCCAUUCACAAACAUCUCAUUUUCUUUCAUCGAGAUUCCGAAAUUUUUCAUUAUAAUGUGCAUACAAAUAACAAAAGAUAAUACAAUAUAUCACUACGCAGCUGGUCUGCUUAUAUUCUCUUUCUCCUGUUACAGUUGAACAAGAUUUCAAAGUUUGUAAAAAAGUUGGAUCAUAAAAUAUAUAUAAUUAUCUCACAAUUACAUGACAUGACAUUCUUAUAAUAAGAAAAAUAUUUGUCAAAAGAUUACUUUAUUAUUUCCAAUAUCUAUUAACUCUUUGUAUAUGCGCUUCAAUAUUCAUUUAUAUUUUCAAUUAAUUAAUAUAACUGAUUUUAAUUUUAUUGGUUCAUUGUUUUAUUUAGUUUGUCGAAAGUUCUACGGCGUAUUCAGAAAACUUACGUAAUUAAUAGUAAUUGGUCUAGAUACAAUGGGGCUAAAUUCUAUUUGCAUAUUAUAUAUAUCAUAUAUACGUACAUAUGAUGAUGAUAUAGAAACAUUUAAAUUAUAGUGCGCUGAGUAAAUUGUUAAUAUUUAGCUAACCGAACGGCUUAAUUGGAAUGUAACAAAGCGCAUUUAUGAAACUGAGGUCAAAUAGCUCAAAAUUUGAAUUAAAAAACGUACACAACGAUGCAUCAUGCCACCUACGGUGAAAUAUAAUUCUCUGCGGCUAACAAAACGCAAUUUUCCAUAGCUUAAUUACAUAAAUCAAAAAAGUCUUAUUCUUGAGAAAAUGCAAUAGUUGCUUAAAUAGCUUAGAAUCUCUUAAUGCAGAUAAAUGCAUAACAUCUAAAUUAAAGAUAAUAUUGACUAUUAUUUUUUGCUAGAGGCUUAAAAGCGACCUUUUUAAAAUGUUCUUAGAAAACGUCUCACACUCGUCAAACUAUUAAAAACGUGCGUGCUCUCCCUUAGCAUUUAUUUAUCUUUAUAAAUUUAUCUUCUGUUUGUUUGGAA
This is a messenger RNA of Nylanderia fulva, 4507 nucleotides long. Its product is annotated as Myosuppressin receptor 1. Gene Ontology annotation, biological process: G protein-coupled receptor signaling pathway. The record is from RefSeq and is a predicted model, not a curated record. NCBI's taxonomy places the organism in Eukaryota, Metazoa, Arthropoda, Insecta, Hymenoptera, Formicidae. Gene Ontology annotation, molecular function: G protein-coupled peptide receptor activity. Gene Ontology annotation, cellular component: plasma membrane.